CGUGGAGAGAGGAAUAGCUAACCAGACAGCGGAUAGACGUGCAGCAGCAAGGAUCUUGUGAGAUAAGCUUUUUAUUUUUAUUUCACUUUGAAUAUAAAUCUAACCAAAAGCUUAAAUUACUACAAGCAAAACUAUUGCGUAUAGAUUAGCAUAGCAGACUUCGGUGGUUUGCAGCCUCUGGUUUUACCCGAACCCCUUCUGUUGUCAUUCAAAACACGUCAGAGAAAAUGGCGGAACUUGAAAAAGAUGCAGGACUGCCCCAACCAAUGCAGGAUAACCGAGAUGAAGAGGAGCCGGGCAAUUCCAUGGUAACAGAAUGACGCGGAGACUCCUAUUGUUCACUUUAAAAGUAUGCCAAACAAUAACCAUUGAUUGCAAAGGCAGAGGAGAUGGACACCUCAGAAGACCUGCAAGAUGACAACCUGAUCAAGCAGGAACACUUCCACAGUUCUAAUAAUGAACAGCAAGAUGGACAUUUGGCAGUUAGGAGGAAUGUAAUAUUAGAACGAACUAAAUUCAACCAAAGACAACAGGAAGCAGGAGAGACAGCUGAUGAUUUUAUCGCUGCACUUCAUUGUUUGUCAGAACAUUGUGGUUAUGGAGCUCUGCUCAGUGAGAUGAUAAGAGACCGACUAGUCGCAGGCUUACUUGACAGAAGACUGUCCAAGCAAUUACAAAUGGACCCAGAACUAACACUGGAUAAAGCUGUCACACGCAUUCGUCAAACUGAACUUGUGAAAAAGCAACAGGACCUGCCAGAGUAUACCGUCAAAGUUUCAAGCAACACUGCAAAUAUAAACAGUGUCCUGUCACAUAGCAAACAGCAAUGCCCAGCCAAUUCCCAGUGCCAAUUAGAGAAGAAGAAUCAAAACUCAGAAAGACCACAACAACCCCAAACAACGCAGGAGAAUGAAGAGGAGCCCCUAGAUAAUGAUGACUUCAGUCCUGGAGGAGAAAAGCCUCACUACUGUGCCUGCUGCGGUAGGAGCUUUCAAAAAGUGAGGGAUCUUAUAAGACACCAGCGAACACAUACUGGAGAGAAGCCUCACAACUGCUCUGAUUGCAACAGAAGUUUUGCUCGAUUAGAUAAUCUCAAGUCACACCAAAAAAUACACGCGAAAGACAAACAUCAUUUUCACUCCACUAAAUGUGUGGAAAGCUUUGUCCUAUUGGAGAAGCUUAAAAAACACCAGCUGGAGAAUACCUUCAAAGCUACCAGCAGUGCAGCAAAUGUAGACAGUGUGCCUGAACUUGGGAAAAAUCAGCACCCAGAAAGACAACUGCCCCAAACAACUCAGGAGAACAGAGAGAAGCCUCAUGAUACUUCCGAUGACCCUAUUGUGAGUUCUAAUGGAGGUGAGAGGCGUCACCACUGCUCCGACUGUGGGAAGAGCUUUACACGAGUUUAUCAUCUUAAAAGACACCAACGAACACAUACGGGAGAGAAGCCUCAUCGSUGCUCUGAUUGUGGCAAAAGUUAUUCCCAGUCGUAUGAUCUGAAAAUACACCACCAGCGAAAGCAUAUGAAAGGGAAAUACUUCCACUGCAAUCAUUGUGAAGAACAUUUCUCCAAACCAGAAGAUCUGAACAGACACAUGCAUGUACAUGCUGGAGAAAAGCCAUACCUUUGCCCAGACUGUGGGAAGAGAUUCCAGUUGUUAAAUGCAUUUGAAAUGCACCAACAAAAACAUACUUUGGGGCUUCUUGAGUGCUCUUAUUGUGGUAAAAGUUUUUCUAAAGUGGAUAAACUUAAACUACACCAGCGAACACAUACGGGAGAGAAACAUUUUCACUGCCCUGARUGUGGGAAAAGUUUUACCCGCUCAGAUCUUCUGAAAAGUCACCAGAGGACACAUAAGAAAGAGGGUYAUUGUCCUUACUGUGAUAAAAGCUUUUCUGAACCGGGAGAACUAAAAGUACACAUGGAAGUACAUAGUCAAGAAAGGCCUCACCUUUGCCCCGACUGUGGGAAGAGAUUCAAACUGUUAUGGUCGUUGAAAAAGCACCAGCGAAAACACACAGAGAAGAUCUCACCAAGGGAAAAGCGUCACCACUGUUCCGACUGCGAUAAGAGUUUUACUCGCGGAUAUCAUCUUAAAAGACAUCGGGAAACACACACAGGAGAAAAGCCUUACCACUGCUCUAAUUGUGACAAAAGCUUUGCAGGAAAGGAGAGGCUUAAACAACAUCAACUAACACACAAGGAAAAUAAACGUUACCGCUGUUCAAGGUGUGAUAAAAGAUUUCCUGACAUGGCAAAACUACGAUCUCACCUUCCAGUACAUUCCGUAGAACUGGCACUCCACUGUUCUGACUGUGGAAAGUGUUUCUUAAACAAGGCAAAGUUUGAAAGACACCAAAAAAUACACACUGGAAGUGGAAAAAUACCAUUCCUCUGCACUGACUGCGGGGAGGGUUUUACAAAUUUGCGACAGUUGGAAGAUCACCAGCGAACACACACUGGAGAGAAACCGUACUACUGCAUUGAUUGCGGGAAGAGUUUUGCACAUGAAAAAACAUUUAAGUGUCACAAGCAAGCACACAAGUUUAAACUCUCUGGAGAAAGAGCAGCCUAUCCUUGCUCGGAAUGUGGAAAUACUUUUUCUCGUUCGUGUGAUGUGAUGAGUCAUUUGAGAAGGGUGCAUAAUAAAGAGAGACCUUUCCAGUGCUCCUGCUGUGGAAAAAGAUUUUUCCAAAAGAACUCACUCACAAUACACAUGAGAAUGCACACCGGAGAGAAACCGUACCACUGCUCAGAAUGUGGACAAAGCUUCUCCCAAAUGAACGACAGAAAACGCCACCAGAAGAGGCAACACUCUGGAGAGGAGACUUGAUCUCUAUACUACAGUGUGGAAGGCACAGUCAGAGACACUCAAUAUGAAAGGACUACAACAGCAACACACAAAUACAAUAUUGUAACAGUAUCACCAUCUUUAUUCCAGGUUUAUAUUUGUCAUAUCCUUGAAAUAAUCUUGUAUCAACAGUCAAGUUUAUUUCACAAAUGACUGCUGUUUUUUUGUUUGGUUAUCUCGUCACUCUCCUAGUUUCUACCCUACAUAAAUGGUAUUUGUUAAUCCUCCCCUGCACCUAAAGCAUCCCAUAAGGCCAGACAACCUAAUAGUUAAGGCUAUUUCAAAUAACAAAAAGUGUAGUUAAUAAAUGGACUUGUCUAUUAGAAUAAAAGUCUAACUGGACAAUGAAUAUUAGGGAUGUAAUCAUCACAGUAUAGAAAUAAUUUACAUGCCAAGAUUAUGGUAUAAUUUUGGAAAUCCACAACAACAAAAAACUGUCUUUCAGCAUUCAGACUCAUACACAUCUGACUCAAGUUAUUAGAUAUCCACGUUAUUGAGAUUGUAACAUCAUGGCAUGUAAUCCUCAUUUCUUACUUCUGAAAGUGCGAUCAGAAGAUUUGCGUUAGCUACUGACACAGUUGUGCUUUUUGAAGUGUCUUGAAUCAGAAAAGCCUUUUCCACAUCUCUUGCAGGAGUAUGGCCUGACUCCUGUGUGCACUUGCAUGUGGGUUUUGACAUGAUUGGCUUGUCUGAAUCGUGUCCCACAGACAUCACAGCUGAAAGGCUUCUCUCCCGUGUGGACUCGCUCAUGUCUUUUGAGAUUACCGAUAAAUCCAAAAGUCUUCCCACAAUCACUGCACUUGUGUGGUUUCUCACCUGUAUGGAUCAGCUCAUGUAUCUUAAGAGAUUGUUUUGUAAUAAAUCUCUUUCCACAACAA
Molecule: messenger RNA, 3730 nt
Organism: Salvelinus sp. IW2-2015
Lineage: Eukaryota; Metazoa; Chordata; Actinopteri; Salmoniformes; Salmonidae
Product: zinc finger protein 271-like
Biological process (GO): regulation of transcription by RNA polymerase II
Cellular component (GO): nucleus
Molecular function (GO): RNA polymerase II cis-regulatory region sequence-specific DNA binding; DNA-binding transcription factor activity, RNA polymerase II-specific
Source: RefSeq, a predicted model, not a curated record